This is a messenger RNA of Diversispora eburnea, 531 nucleotides long. The record is from the annotation of a GenBank genome assembly. Lineage: Eukaryota; Fungi; Glomeromycota; Glomeromycetes; Diversisporales; Diversisporaceae.
AUGGCAGAAACUCAAUUUUCAGAUUUCUCUAAAUCACUUGAACAAAACGUAACAUCGGAUGUAAGCAAUGAUGGCAAAAUAAAUUUCUCCACAAUAAAUUCGCUUUCAACUUUUAAUCCUUCUUCGUCUCCUUUCAAUACCAUCUCUACUACAACUUCAUCAAAUAAAACCCUUACAGAUGAACCAUCAUUAAUUUCCAAAGAUUUACUUGAUUCAGUAUUCAGUACAUUUAGUGAUAAUUCUAAACAUGAAAUUGAUUUAAGUUUGGACGUGAAUCGCAAGAAUGAACUAUUUAGCAGUAUCGAUUUAGAAAAGCUUGCCGGUGAAGUUAAUGUUGGAAUACCAAUAUCCUUUUCUUCAGUAUCUCUAAACCUUGACAUCGCUGAUUUUACAAAACCUCCAGUAACAUCAACAUCACCUCAAGAAAAAUAUAAUAAUCAAUUGAGGGAAGUGAGAAUAGUCAAUAAUGAAUCUAGACAAUCAAAAAUUUCUUGGAAAGAGAGAUCAGACUGUGGAUGUACGAUAAUGUGA